UUCGUUCACGUAGAGGCUGUCUUUUUGGAGGAGAGGUGUAAAAUGAUGAGUAGGAUGCAGGGAAUGAAACAACACAUAAAGACUGAAAAAGCACCCAACAGCUGUUUCAGUUUGGAUGUUGUCAGUGAGAUCCAAGAACUCUUCAGCAAAAUCACCACAUAUUUUAAGCCACAUUCUGAGGAAUGGCAGCUCCCAGACCCCAAGGAAUGCCUGGUGCAUGCUUCCUAUCAACACACUCGCUUGCAGGCUCUUAAGAACUCUUUGAAUGAUGUGAAGAAUCGGCUCAGUGACAAAAAUCUGGAGGUGUGGCACCAGCAUACGUCGUUUACCAACAGAGCUGGAAAGAUUACUGCCCACGUGCGGGCUGCUGCUAAUGCAGAGGUCUGCACACAAGCCUGGUGCAAAUUCUACGAGAUUCUAGGGACAUUCAGUGUGAUCCCGAAUCAGGCCAUGCAACGUGGGGAGCUCAGGUCUGUGCAUCUCUGUGAAGCACCAGGGGCCUUCAUUGCUAGUCUCAACCACUACCUCAAAUCCAAAUCCCUUUAUUGUGACUGGACAUGGGUGGCUAACACCCUCAAUCCUUAUUAUGAGGGAAAUCAAAGUGGCACUAUGAUCAUAGAUGACCGGCUGAUUGCGAACACGUUGCCUUGGUGGUUCUUCGGCAGCGACAACACAGGUGAUAUCAUGCUUCAAAAACACCUGUUGGAGCUGCAGAGUUUUACCAGGAACAUGCGGACAGUAGACUUGGUCACAGCGGAUGGGAGCUUUGAUUGCCAGGGCAACCCAGAUGAGCAGGAGGCCCUGGUGGCACCGCUGCACUACUGUGAGGCUGUAGCUGCACUGCUGCUGCUGAGUCAAGGGGGCUCCUUUGUGCUGAAGAUGUUCACCUUAUAUGAGCACUCCUCUGUCUGCUUACUGUACUUGCUGAACUGCUCUUUCCGCUCUGUCCAUGUGUUCAAGCCUGCCACAAGCAAGGCUGGGAACUCGGAAGUCUAUGUGGUCUGCCUGGAGUAUUGUUCGAAGGAAACUUUGAGACCCCUGCUCUCAAAAAUGAUCCGGAAUUUUGGGCCAGACAUUCUCAGUCGAGGGGUGCUCUUCCCAAACAGUCUCAUUCCAGUCACUUUCCUCAGACAGCAUGAGGAGAUCUGCAGUUAUUUUUACAAGCACCAAGUUCAAACAAUUACAGAAAACCUGCAGCUGUUCCAGUCAAUGACUGCUGAGCAACAGCAGAAACUGAACAACCUCAGAGACUGUGCAGUGGAGUUUUACAUGGAUCGAUUUCAGGUGCGGCAUCUCCACCGAAGCAAAUGGCUUUCAAAGAACACUGUCCAAGGUUCCAUUGCAAACAGUAAGCUGCUUGGUUAUAGGAAGCAGGUUGGAUCGUUUAAUGAAAGAAAGAAACUAGAGUCCCUGGCUUGGAAGGAGAAGGUGCUAAAGGGCUUUUACAAAGCUCAGGUUGAAGAGCAUACCUUGCAGGCGAUGGGAUCAGAUUGUGUCUUGGUGGGGCCAGCAGUGGACUGUGAUAUAGAUUCCUGGUAUGUCCUAGUGGGUGCAACGAUGGGUAAGGUCAGAAGCUCCCCAUUUUGUGAUUUAGAAUUGCUGAACAAUUUGAAUGAAGCUUUGGAGCAGUCCUCACUAAUUAAGGAUCAUGCUGAACCUGCAAAGGGGCACCUUGUUCCUCUGUGCAGUGUCUGUAGAAUCUUAUCACCCCAGUCCAUUCUUUCUGAUGUGUUUAGUCACAGUUAUACUUUAUCUGACCAUGCCACAUAUGACAAGAGUCAAUGUUGUGUUGUGGUGGGAAGCUCAUCAUUUCUAAGUCAUUUGCCAGAGAAAGGAAAAACAUUACGGAAAGUCUCCCAAGAGCUGCUCAGGCCCAGUUUGGAUCGCUUGACCCUCCAUGAUGGGGAUCCCCAGUACCAGCAUGAGCUCCUCAGCUGCAUCCUGCAGUCAUUUCACAGCCUUCAGACAGGGGCAUCCCUGGUGCUGCCCAUCCUGUCUGCUUUCACCCGUUUCACAGCAGGACUGGUUCUCGCCCUGCAUCAGUGUUUCCGCUCCAUCACUUUCCGGUGCCCUGCUGCUGCUGACAGCCUAGGGUCUGUCGCUGUGCUGCUCUGCAUGGACUACCAGCAGCCACCCAACAGUCUCCUGACCUUCCUUGAGGAUGUGCGCUGCCAGAUGUCCAGCAUUCCACCAACAGGCAGUGCAUGUCAGGUUCUGCAGUUUGUCCCUGUGGAGGUUCUCUUCAAGGGGGCGUUGCCCGAGUUCCUAUGGAACGUGAACACUGCCAUUGCCAAGCAUAGGCUGCAUGUGCUGAUAGCUGCUGAGCAGUCUUUGAUUAUGCAGGCUGGUCAGAUUAUCUGACACUUAUCAAACUGUUCUAGCUCUACUGCAAAGAUUUUACAUUAGCCGAUGGUUAAUGGUUCGACAUCUUUCAAUGAAUCAUUUGCAUCCAAUGUCACUUGGAGUUUUUUUUAAUUAUUCUGUAUGAACAGAGUUUCAUAAUGAAUUUUGGUGAGGUUCCCCCCUUAUGCAGUAUGGGUAAACGCUGCACAGAACUGUUCAGUUUCGUAUAUAUACAAAUGGUGACAUGCCUUAAAGAUGUGUUGAAGUGAAGAUUGACUCUUCAGUUGGUGUUAGGACUAAAAUGCUGUAUGGUACUUUUUCAAGUAAUGUUUGAGUUGCAAGAAGUUGUUGGUCGUAUGUUUUUUGUGAAAUAUUUUUCUUCAAAAUGCCAGCCAGUUCUCAGGGGAAUAUUGACAGUUUUUUUUAAAAUAAUUAUGAAUGCUUCCAGUUUUGAUUUGUAUAAUGUGCUGUGGCAUUGGUUUUGCACCUCACAUUUGUAUGUUUUGAGCACUUACAAAAUCUAAGUAAUGAAUUUUUUCAGCUACGAUGAGAAGUCUAGAUUAGCUUCAGAUAUGCUUUAUGUUUAUACAGUUAUAUUUGUGAAGACUGAUUUUAUAAACUCUAACUGGAGUAAUUCUGUGUGAGAUACCAUUACCCCACAUCUGUUGAACUUUUUUUUUUUUUUUCUCCCCCCCCCCCCUCUCUUUAUAUCUGAAUUGCUUCAGGAGGAGAGGUAGUGCAUAUUCUUGAAUCAGUUAGCAUAAAGGAAUGGUUUUGCUUGGUUAUAGAUAUCCAGUAAUAGGCCUGAAAAAGUAUAUGCAGUAGUGGGCCAGAGAAAGUAAAACCUGAUUAUCAUUUUGGAGUUCAUGAAUUUUCAUUGAGAUCCUGAAAUUAAAUCUUUUGAAAUGCAAGAUUGAGAAAGUUACCCUUUGUUAUAAAAUGUUAUGUUUGUAAAAUGUACAAAAUGGAUAUUUGUAUAAAAACAUGGUGCUUAUUCCAUGUGUACCU
Molecule: messenger RNA, 3351 nt
Organism: Scleropages formosus (Asian bonytongue)
Lineage: Eukaryota; Metazoa; Chordata; Actinopteri; Osteoglossiformes; Osteoglossidae
Gene: cmtr2
Product: cap methyltransferase 2
Exons: 2
Coding region: 43-2361 (772 amino acids)
Biological process (GO): methylation; 7-methylguanosine mRNA capping
Cellular component (GO): cytoplasm; nucleus
Molecular function (GO): methyltransferase cap1 activity
Source: RefSeq, a predicted model, not a curated record